ACCGAAGGUGUCUAAGUUUAUCAAGCUCUCGAAAACCCCAGAUUUAUCAGUUUAUCUCUAGAGCGCGCACAUUUUUGUUCACAUUUUGUCAUACGUGUUCAAGGAUGGAGAAAGCCAACAACAAUGAAGCUCAUGAAAAUGAUGGCUAUGUUGCAGAGCCUCCAGAGCAGAAGAUUUCGUCUCGUGAAAGCUCAUCUUCAUCGCAAAAUAGUUUCAAUGAAGACGAUCAAUAUUCCGAUAACCAGGAGUCUCUUCCCACAGAAAACACGGGACAACAGCCACCGUAUCAAUAUGCCGGUAACCAGGAGUCUCUUCCCAUAGAAAACACGGGACAACGACAACCAAAUCCAGAUGCCGGUAACCAGCCUGGGGACAACAUAGGACAACAGCCACCAAAUCAACAUUAUGGUAGUCAGGUGUCUAUUCCUAUGCAGUUCAUGGGGCAACAACCACCAAAUCAACAAUACGGUAGUCAGCAGUCUAUUCCUAUGCAGAACAUGGGGCAACAACCACCAAAUCAACAUUACGGUAGUCAGCAGUCUAUUCCUAUGCAGUACAUGGCACAGCAACCACCAAAUCAGGGUCAAGUCCAGUAUGUGAUGGCACCUGGCCAAUAUAGCUAUCCAGCAAAUAUGCCUGCUCAGUAUGUUCAUCCAGGAUUCGGUCCGGUAAGUUACGGGCCGGUCCAGAACGGCCAGCCUGGUGUACUGCUACCGGCUAACCAGUACAUAGCCAGAGAUACAACCACGCCAAUGCCACUUGAUAAGGAGUACGACGGCCCUGUAGUUCAUCCAUCAAUCGGAAUGCUGAUUUUCAAGCGUAUUAUUUCUGCACUAUUCAUUAUUCUCGAUUUAUUUUUGAACUGGGCACAGUUUGCCUCAUGGGUAGGUAAUAUUGAACUGCCCGACUGGCUGAAUUUUCUCGAGGUCGGCAGCAGUUUACAUGGCGGUUCUCCAGUACGUGCACAAUGCGGAGACGGUGGAGGAAGUCUUACAACAUUUUUUGGCAUAAUCACAGCAUUUGGAACGGCCUUCGCGUGCUUUAAAUUGGUAAAUAUGGUAGGUGAGACUAUCAUUGAAUACCAGAAACAAAACCCAAGUGAAACUGAACCACGUUGUAGAGGUUUUCAGAUUAUACAUGGUUGGGUCGAGACUGUAAUUGGCAUGGCUAUUGAAGAUGUUCCACAGUUUAUUCUACUGGCUGUCUUCAGCGUCAAAUGCAGUAUCGAUCUAAUCGCCAUGGCUAAAGUUAUUGCCUGGGUGCUGAUCAAGGACUUGAAGAAUAACAUUCGUAAAAUCACCUGCAAACACAUCUACAAACCCCUUUGUACUGACUGCUUUGACGGAUGUGGAGGAAGCUGUUGCGUUUACCGGUUCGAUUUCGUCUGCUGCUGUAAAGUGUUCUUCUUCCGGCCAUGUGGCUGCUGUGGUAGCGACAAGUGUUGUGAACUUAUAGAUUAUAAUAUCUGUCCAGAGUGUACCUUUUCAAGAGGGGAUAAGUGUUUUGGCGAAAUCGAGAAGGACCCACAGUGGGCACUAAACUCUUUAUUGCAGCUUGAAAAAGUCUUCUCAAUAUGUCUUACAAUCAUAAUCGUCAUGGCUGUGCUAGAGCAAUUUAACUUGAAGUCAAAAUUACUAUAAAUUAAGAGAAACUUCUCAGCUUAAUUUGAUAUUCCAGUAAUUAUCAAAUGAACAAAAUUGAUUCGUUCUUUAAAUUGACUUUCGUGAAUGGAACUGAUAAGAAAAUGGGCGUUACUAGUUACAGACUUUCGAGUGUUGUUGGCACAUCAUUCUGCACGUAAGAAUCACUCAAGAAAAUAGGACAAAUGAGUGAACAAAUAAAAACAUAGUUCAGGUUAAAUUCACGCGAGGACUACUGUUUGCGAUGUGAUUGAAAACGUGUAAUAGAGCGAACAUUAACCCACUUCGAACAUUAUUGAUUUUUAUAUAGUUAUAAUAUAUACAAGUUACACGAAGCACAAUAAUCUAAUUUUAGCCCUUUAUAUUUCGAAAACAGUGAUUGCAGAAUUAUGAUAUGGUUGUAUGAUUUUUUCUUCGGUUAUUAUGAUUUUGACAGAUAUUGUUUGUUAAUAAAAUCUAACCUAAU
Messenger RNA from Mercenaria mercenaria, 2106 nucleotides. RefSeq lists its product as uncharacterized. Bases 105 to 1640 code for a protein of 511 amino acids. Lineage: Eukaryota; Metazoa; Mollusca; Bivalvia; Venerida; Veneridae. The record is from RefSeq and is a predicted model, not a curated record. The transcript has 3 exons.